CUCUCCCCCGGCCCCUCCCUCCCUCGCUCUCUCUCUCUCUCUGCGUCUGUUUUGUUCUCUCUCUCUCUCUACUUUGCUUCCGCAUUCGCUCCGCUCUGUGCCAUUCAAAUCAGCUCCAAAAGGGAAAAUCAAAUCAAUGCUUCUUUCCAGCAACAAAUACAAAUCCUAUCCCAAAGGAAGAAAUCAACCCCGUUUUUAAGCUUUGAUUCGGUUCACUUUACUCUCUCCCACUCUCUCUGGUUCUCUCGAAUUUCUACUCAAAGUGAGGAGUUCUGUCCUAUAGUUCUACUACCAACCACAAAGGAUCCGAUGCAUAUAUAGGGUUGCCUGUUGGUGCAUUUUGGAAAUGGAUAAGGUUUCGGCUGACUGCCCUUACCCAGGAUGCUUCUUCUGUGUGAUGAAGGAAGGCAACCCUAGCAAGCGCCGCGCAAGCAUCCUGAAAUUCUUCCGAGAACUGCCCUCACAGGACGACGAUGGUCAGGUCCUCCCAAUCAGCGGCCUCUGGAAUACAGCCAUGGCCCACCCGAAUGAUCCCGAGUUUAUCGAGCUCGGAAUAUUUGAGUGCAUGGCUUCCCUCAUUUGGAAAGGUCUGAAGAACCGGCGAUGGCUGUCUCAUGAUCAGAACAUCUACAUCCCUUAUUAUGCCGCCCACAUAAUCGGGUCCUACACCAUGAACAUGGAGGAGUUCGCAGUACAAGCGGUCCAUGCUGGGGUUGUCCCACCCUUGAUUGAGCUCUUACGUGGAAGGCUCACCUGGGUUGAGCAGAGAGUGGCUGUUCGAGCUCUUGGGCACUUAGCUACUUAUCCAAGCACUUUUCCUUCUGUGGCAGGCCAUGGAGAAAUCCUCGAGCUCUCCAUACAGCUUGCAAUGAGCUCAUUAGAAAUAGUCUACUCGCAUUUUUAUCAAUAUGUUGAUAGGAGGCUGAACUACCACUGUGACCUCCUGACAAGGGGGAUGGGUGGGGUUGAGAUGGAGUCGAGGAAGGCCGAGGAAUGGGCCAGUCAGCUCCAAUGCUGGUCCUUGCAGCUCAUUAACUGCUUUGCCUUUAAGCCUGAGUUUCUUCCAACUAUCUGCAAGCCUGAGUUUUUGGUCAAGCUUCCUGGUAUGUGGGGUGGCCUCGUUAAUGAAAAUUCACCGGCAGGCAUUGGUCUGUUGAGGACGAUCUGUCACCACAAGGUGGGUCGUGGCCCAGUGGCCAGCUGCCCUGGAAUAGUUGAAGCACUAUGUAAUAUUGCCCGUUCAUCGGAUGACUGGCAAUAUAUGGCAAUCGACUGUCUGCUUUGGCUGCUUCAAGACUCGAAUUCUUGUCAAAAGGUGGUUGAGAAGGCAGUUCCUGCUCUAGUAGACCUUGCAGAAAUCACAAAUCUGGGUGAUCACAAGAAGCUUGGGGACUCCAUUGUUACCGUUCUUGAAGAAUGUCUUCAGUCACAAGCUGCUGGUCGUAACUCUUUCAGCAGUCGGACAAAGGAACAGAUUGAGGAGCUCUUAAGUUCCAGGCAGAGACUGAAGUGGGAGAAGGGCAUGCCUAAGGAGGAUCUUCACAUCAAACAGGCUGCUGCACUUGUGGUUAAGCUCGAGGGCAACUCUCUGUUCUCAUCAGGAAAUAUCUCUGUGGCCGCCUCGAAGUACUCAGAGGCACUGGCUUUAUGCCCAAUGAGAUCGAAGAAGGAGAGAGUCGUCCUGUACAGUAACCGGGCCCAGUGCCACCUUCUACUCCAACAACCCUUGGCGGCUAUUAGCGAUGCAACCCGGGCUCUCUGCCUACACAGCCCUCUUAAUCGCCACGCAAAGAGCCUUUGGAGAAGAGCUCAGGCCUAUGACAUGCUCGGGUUAGCAAAGGAGAGCUUGUUAGAUGCAAUUCUUUUCAUAAACGAGUGCUCCCAAUCAAGCGAUCCCGAUCUUUCAUUGAGGCAGAACAAGGUUCCCGAUUAUGCGGAGAGGUUAGUGAAAAAGCAGAUGAGAGCUGCUUGGUUGUUUAGGGAGGCGGCAAUUAAGCAUGGUGGGGUCCAGUGUGAGGGUGAUGGACGCGAUGUGUACGGUGUGCAAGAUACAGACGAUUCUGAAUGGGAGACAGCGAGUGAGAGUGACAUAGGAAAUGAUGGGAGGGAUGAGAUGGGUGAAGAGGAGGAUGAUGAGGAAGAGGAUAAGCGAGUGGAAAAAUGAGGAUGGGGAACUAUGAUUAAAGCUUGCUUGACUCCUGAAGGUAUAUAUUGGAAGAAUGUAAAGCAUGGAAAUUGUUUUGAGCUUGUGGGAGAUGAUCCUAGAUUUCAGCGAAUGAAACACCGGGAACCGGUCAGCAAGAUUUCAUCUUUCGGCUGCAAAGCUUUACCAGAAGGUGGUCAGAAGUAAGAUAUAUAUGGUUUUGCGUUUUGUCAUAGGAACAUGUCUUUAGCCUUUCUUUUAUUCCAUUUCAUUCUUAUUGUUUAUGGGGUUUGUUAAUGUUGUUUGUUGAGUCUGCUGACAUUCCCUUGUUUCCCUUUCUUGAUGUGAAUUGUGAUCUAAGAGGCUUGUGUACAUAACGACCCGUGUGGGUUCUUUGAAUUUUGAACAUAAAUUGUGUGAUAGGAAAUGAAAGUGUUUGCUUUCUUUUUUCCGUUUC
Molecule: messenger RNA, 2600 nt
Organism: Punica granatum (pomegranate)
Lineage: Eukaryota; Viridiplantae; Streptophyta; Magnoliopsida; Myrtales; Lythraceae
Source: RefSeq, a predicted model, not a curated record